Messenger RNA from Culex quinquefasciatus (southern house mosquito), 868 nucleotides. Its product is annotated as trypsin-7. The transcript has 4 exons. The coding region runs from base 1 to 819 and encodes 272 amino acids. Gene Ontology annotation, molecular function: serine-type endopeptidase activity. Gene Ontology annotation, biological process: proteolysis. Lineage: Eukaryota; Metazoa; Arthropoda; Insecta; Diptera; Culicidae. The record is from RefSeq and is a predicted model, not a curated record.
AUGAAGUUUCUAGUAGUGUUGUCCGUCUGUUUGGUGGUGGCCACAGCCGGUCCAGCGGAAGACAUCUGGCUGAAGUACAACCGGCGUAUGCCCGGAGGAGUUAACUUGCGGGAAGAUCCUCCUAGCAGCGGGGGUCGGAUCGUUGGAGGUGUUGAAACCGACAUCAUGAAUGUUCCGUAUCAGCUGUCGCUUCGCGAAUAUGGAUCCCACAUCUGCGGUGGAUCGGUGAUCUCGGAACAGUGGGCCCUGUCGGCCGCUCAUUGUGUUUACCCGAUGCCGGAUGUUGAAACGUUCACGCUUCGCGGAGGUUCCACUAGCCGUCUCGAGGGAGGAUAUAUCUUCGAGGUGGCCGAGAUCGUCAUCCAUCCUCAGUAUGAUCCAUACAACAUCGAAAACGAUGCAGCUCUGCUGCGUACUGUGGAACCUUUGGUGGGUUACUUCAUUUCUCCGAUUGCGUUGAUGCCUCUCAAUGAGGACAUGCCAGCGGGAACUCGUGCCGUCGUUUCCGGAUGGGGUUUGAUGAGUGUCCCCGGAAGUCUUCCGGUGAAUCUUCGAAUGGUUUCUGUGCCGAUCAUUGACCAGGAUCAGUGUGCUCAGGCAUGGCCAACUGGUUGGAUCACCGACGACAUGAUCUGUGCCAGUGAGCCGCUGCGAUCUUCCUGCAACGGAGACAGCGGUGGCCCGUUGGUAGUCGGUGGACGCCAGAUCGGUAUCGUAUCUUGGGGACAGUAUGGAUGCUGGGCGGAUUUCCCAACUGUGUUUGCGCGCGUUUCUAAUGCACGCAUUCGUAACUUUAUUUCAGAAGUUGCGGGAGUGUAAACGUUAGUGUUGAUUAACAUCAUACAAUAAAUUUAAAUGCCGAAAGUUA